UCGACAUUCUCGGAGGGCGCCUCAGCAAGACUGCCGCAAAGUGCUCCCCAGUACAGUUCAGUACUUACCUCUGACACACCAGCAUUUGUGCAUUCGAAUGCUUCUGGGCGUGAUUGUUGCUGGUUCUCUAUCCAGAAUCCUUCAUCGAACCGAACGGAUUCGGGAGCUAGUCGACAGAUAGUGAGAGAUAGUCGAGCUUCGAGCAUCUAAGCAUCCCUCGGUCUCCAUAUAUUAGCACAUCGCAGUACCAGAUUCGAACCGUCGCGACGUUUCGGUGAUCGAGCGGGUUUUCUUUCUCAGACAUUCUGCUUUCUCGUGCUUUCUGCUUUCUCGUGCAUACUGCUUUCUCGUGAAUCGGAAGUCAUGGGAAAAGGAGGAUCCUUCGCUCUUCCGGAUCAACUCCAGCAAGUGAGCGCUUUCAAGUCUCUAGAGAUAGAUCCUGACUACCUAUCCGAAAGACCAAAAAUCCUCGAUGUCCUCGCUACUAUCUUGGAGCGGAUCAUGACUGCUAACGAAGCCAGCAGCCAGUGCGCGAACCAGAAGCUGACCGUGUUCCACGGGCUUCAAGCACCCGGCAUCGGGCUCGAUAAGUACCUGGAUCGGAUAUUCAAGUACGCCAACUGCAGCUACUCGUGCUUCGUGGUGGCGUAUAUUUAUGUCGACCGGAUGAUCGAGCGGCAGCCGGACAUGCUCCUGACGAACCUCAACAUCCACCGGCUGCUGGUUACCAGCGUCAUGGUUGCCACCAAGUUCUUCGACGACGCAUACUUCAAUAACGCGUACUACGCCAAGGUCGGCGGCGUGACGACGGGCGAAAUGAACCGGCUGGAGCUGGAGUUUCUCUUCCGGAUCGACUUUCGCCUCAACAUCACAUCCGACGACUUCGCGAGCUAUUGCAAGCUGCUGGAAGGCGAGUUAUGGCGGAUGCAGUACCCCAUGGACGAUUUGCUCCCGUCGUUCCCGCCGCUCCCCGCUUUCGAAGCAGCCGAUUCAGAUUCCGAGGGGUCUGCGACGUCCGAUGUGAUCGAUCCGGCGUCGGAACUCAUGGGCUCGGAAUGUUCGGCGUCCGAACCAGCAGAUUCGGAUUCAGAGGGGUCGGAAUCUGCGUCUGAUGGUGCGGAGGGUUCGGAUGCCGACGCCACGGGUUCGUCUGACGUGGCGGAUACGGAAAUCUGCUGUAAGCGGCAAAAGCACUGCGUGGAUGGGGAGUCGGACGAGCAGUCGGGUGUGCCAACGGCGCAUAGAUCUCGGUGCUGUGCGGUUUCCGGAGUGAGCGAUCAGCAAUGUGCUUGGACCGACGGGGCCUGAGGGUUUCGCUGCCAUGCGUCUAAAGCAGUCUGCCAUCUCACAUGGCGGGACGAGCAGGCAUACAGCCUUGACAGACAUACAGACCUACAGCCAUGCCUUAGAAAAGGAUGUCUCUCGGACAUCCGACGUUUUCUCUUACGACGGGUCAUGCGACCUUCUAGGAACGACUAACUGCCGCAGAACUAACUUUCCCUGCCGCGCGACUAACUUCCCUUCACCGCCAUUCGCUUCCGCUUCGGCAUCCUCCCAGCUUCAGUAUCAAUCCAGCGAGAUUUGUUUCACGCUUUUUGUCUCUCUACGAAUCCGGUCGGAUCUCUUCUCGCCUCCAUUCUCACGCACUUCUCUCCACUCAUUCUGUCUUCUCUACUCUUUGUCACACUGCUUCAGUCGCCUCACCGUUCCCCUUACCUGUGUCGCUCAGCGUGCUCUUUACUCUCGCUGCCCUCAACAGUUUACGGACUGUGUUCCUUGAUUGUUCGAGGAGACGCCCAGGCUUCUCUGUUGCAGGGAGGGCGUUUGUACCAUACAAGGGUUUAGUGGAGAGUCAACGGAGGGGCUGAUGGACCCUUGAACUGACUUUGUUUUGAUGUAAUAAGGUGGUUGCCAACACAUAUUUUCAUUUGUUUCGAAUCCAUAUCAAAUUACUGGGUCACGUCCAACACUCUAUAGCGAGCGGAUCCGUGAUGUGGUGUGGAGUGAAGCAGUCGGAUCUUAUUGUUCUGCACUAGCAGUCAGAUUAGGGGAUUGUGGAGUGUCAAUGUCAUGUUAAACUGGAGUAU
Closterium sp. NIES-67 is the source of this 2087-nucleotide messenger RNA. The record is from the annotation of a GenBank genome assembly. NCBI's taxonomy places the organism in Eukaryota, Viridiplantae, Streptophyta, Zygnematophyceae, Desmidiales, Closteriaceae.